Molecule: messenger RNA, 1265 nt
Organism: Cuscuta europaea
Lineage: Eukaryota; Viridiplantae; Streptophyta; Magnoliopsida; Solanales; Convolvulaceae
Source: the annotation of a GenBank genome assembly
CAGAUACAAACAAUUUUACACAAGAAUCGCAACAACAAAUUAAUCAAAUAGUCUAAAGUGAUUUUCUAUUGAAAAUGAGUAGAAUGGAUGAAGUCAAUUGAUUGAGCUGCAACAGGUAGAAUCCCUCCGUGUCUGCACGGAGUACAAUACCUACAGCCGGCCAAUAAUCAAGGCCGAGGUGCUAAAUGAACCGUACUCCGCCGUAGUUCUCAACAAAAGUGAAAAAGACCUUGCCGGGAAAACAAGAAUGCCCGGUCCGGGUCCGCACAUGAUAUACACACUCGGAUCUGGCCUGGCCUUGAUGAGCACAUCCAACGGCCAUUUCAGCCCUCACCACUGCCUUACCUACUCCAUCAAUGCUUUCUUCGGGCCGGACAUUGGCUCCUUCUGCGAGUGGUUGUCUUCUACACUCGGGCUAGGUGGGGAUUUAAGCUCGUCAAUUGAGCCAUGGAUCCACGACCCUUUCUACUAUUUCAUCAUUCUGGGCUUCCCACUUUCUCUGCUCUACAGCUGGGCCUCCAAGUUCCUCCUCCGCAAAGGCUUUCUUGAUUCCAUUUCUGGGGUCUGCCUUAAAGCUCUAGAAACAAACUGUUCCUCUUACAAAGAUGCAGUGUUUUUUGUUGGUGGCUGCUGGUUCUUUAUCACAUUUUUUCUUGGACCAUUUGUUUGAGGAAAAUGGGCAUUCAUCCAUGUAUACUUGGAUAUUGAGCACAGGUUGGUGGAAAGGACGAGCUCCCAUCAAUCCGGUUGCUGUUGUAAUAAUUAGCCUUCUGUGCAUAUUAUUGAUCGGAGGCUUUGUGUAUAUUAACAGGGUGAGCCCCUCAAAACGGCUUAAGAAACAGUGCUAUCAGUCGGCGAGACUCAUCCUGGCAAUUGCUAGCUUGUACUGCUUAUGGUGUGGAAGCCAAAUUUACGUGAUCAACCCUCGCCGGCCUGCAGUCGGUGAAGAAGCUGAUUUAGGUGUUCUUGUGUUUCUUGGUGUUUAUUUUUUCCUUCCUCAGUGGCUGUGCAUUCUCUCUAUGAAUUCAAGGAAUUCCCAGGGUGCGGAAAUGUUGCCGCUUUAAACUUGAUGACCAUACUAACAAAUACUCUCUCUAAGCUCUAAGCGCAGUCAGGUUCUUUCUGCACUAGUUUUGUAUAUCACUAGCUUGUUGAAAGCAAAUGGCAGCUCUGAGGCUCUAAGCUUAAGUACAAAGUGUACAAUUGUUCUUUUGUGUCCAACAAACAGGGGCACUCUUCUUUUGAAACUACCGGUAAUGUGUACC